Molecule: messenger RNA, 2069 nt
Organism: Haemorhous mexicanus (house finch)
Lineage: Eukaryota; Metazoa; Chordata; Aves; Passeriformes; Fringillidae
Gene: COPS2
Product: COP9 signalosome subunit 2
Exons: 13
Coding region: 106-1458 (450 amino acids)
Biological process (GO): protein deneddylation
Cellular component (GO): COP9 signalosome
Molecular function (GO): protein binding
Source: RefSeq, a predicted model, not a curated record
GGCAGCGGGUUCCGGGCGGAGCGGAGCCACAUUGGGCAGCGCCGCGCGGGGUUCUGGGAGAAGGGGCCGUCCCCGCCGCCGCCCCCCGCCCGUCCUCCGGCCAAGAUGUCUGACAUGGAGGAUGAUUUCAUGUGCGAUGAUGAGGAGGACUACGAUCUGGAAUAUUCUGAGGACAGCAAUUCUGAACCAAAUGUGGAUCUGGAAAAUCAAUACUACAAUUCCAAAGCUUUGAAGGAAGAUGACCCCAAAGCAGCAUUAAGCAGUUUUCAGAAGGUUUUGGAGCUUGAAGGCGAAAAGGGAGAAUGGGGAUUCAAAGCUCUGAAACAGAUGAUUAAAAUAAACUUUAAAUUGACUAACUUUCCUGAAAUGAUGAAUAGGUAUAAACAGCUAUUGACCUACAUACGGAGUGCAGUUACAAGGAAUUACUCUGAAAAAUCCAUCAAUUCUAUUCUUGAUUAUAUCUCUACUUCCAAGCAGAAUUCUGAUUUUUUAUGUCAGAUGGAUUUGCUUCAGGAAUUCUAUGAAACAACACUUGAAGCUCUGAAAGAUGCUAAGAAUGAUAGAUUGUGGUUUAAGACAAACACAAAGCUUGGCAAAUUAUAUUUAGAACGAGAAGAAUAUGGAAAGUUACAAAAGAUUUUGCGUCAGCUGCAUCAGUCAUGCCAGACUGAUGAUGGGGAAGAUGAUCUAAAAAAAGGUACUCAACUAUUGGAAAUCUAUGCUUUGGAAAUUCAAAUGUAUACAGCACAGAAAAAUAACAAAAAACUUAAAGCACUAUAUGAACAGUCAUUGCACAUCAAGUCAGCCAUUCCUCAUCCACUGAUCAUGGGAGUUAUCAGAGAAUGUGGAGGCAAAAUGCACUUAAGAGAAGGAGAGUUUGAAAAGGCACAUACUGAUUUUUUUGAAGCAUUCAAGAAUUACGAUGAAUCAGGGAGCCCCAGAAGAACCACUUGCUUAAAAUAUUUGGUCUUAGCAAACAUGCUCAUGAAGUCUGGAAUAAAUCCAUUUGAUUCUCAGGAGGCUAAACCAUACAAAAAUGAUCCAGAGAUUCUAGCAAUGACGAAUUUAGUAAGUGCCUAUCAGAAUAAUGACAUCACUGAAUUUGAGAAGAUUCUGAAAACAAAUCACAGCAACAUCAUGGACGAUCCCUUCAUAAGGGAGCACAUUGAAGAGCUUUUGCGAAACAUCAGAACACAAGUGCUUAUAAAAUUAAUUAAGCCUUACACAAGAAUACAUAUUCCUUUUAUUUCUAAGGAGUUAAACAUAGAUGUAGCUGAUGUGGAAAGCUUGCUUGUGCAGUGCAUAUUGGAUAACACUAUACAUGGCCGAAUUGAUCAAGUCAACCAGCUCCUAGAACUGGACCAUCAGAAGAGAGGUGGUGCACGUUAUACUGCGUUAGAUAAAUGGACCAACCAACUAAAUUCUCUCAACCAGGCUGUAGUCAGCAAGCUGGCCUAACAGAAACCAAGCUUCUACAAACGUACUUAAGGCAACAGUGCAGUGAUGUAAACCUUAAAAGAACUGGGAAUGGCAAAACUACUGUCGGUUGGUGUGCCCUGAAAUUAUUGGAGUUAUGGCAGAAGUGCUUUUUUGAUCAGCUGGUUUGUGUUUUGCUGCUGCAUUUAUCCCAAGAAAAAAACAGCUUUAAUCUCCAGAAGAAAACCAAAAUGCCACGGGAUUUAUGCUGUAUUGACAUCUUGCCCUAAACAUACAACAUCCUAGUAAUUUGUCAAGGGGCAAUUAAUGACCAGAGAGAAGAUUUUUGUCAUGAUUUUAAGUACACUGACACGUUACUGUUGGUUAAAUUUAAAUAUGUUUUACCUGCAGAAAUUCUCUCACAGAAAUAACCUGCAAUAACUUGAAAUGCAUACCCUUUUGAACACUUCCUUUUCUCAUGUAUAAAUUGAAAUGUUUGCUGCAUUUUGCAAAAUGUCAAUUCUCCAAAAAUGUGUCCAUAUAUUUCUGUACCUGCAGUGUAGUAAAGGUUUAGAAGAAACCCCAUAAUUAUAGUGGCAUACUGUCACUUAGGUUUCAAGCAGCAAAAUAAACAGUGCAGUUCAGAAAUUGUA